Molecule: messenger RNA, 363 nt
Organism: Dicrocoelium dendriticum
Lineage: Eukaryota; Metazoa; Platyhelminthes; Trematoda; Plagiorchiida; Dicrocoeliidae
Source: the annotation of a GenBank genome assembly
UUCUACACUAAGCUAUCCUCCGUGAUACGGUCUGUGCCGAAGAGCGACCGACUAUUUCUGCUGGGUGAUUUCAACGCGCGCGUUGGGCGUGAUGCAUCAGCGUGGACAGAUGUUAUCGGUGCGCAUGGCAUUGGUUCAGCGAAUGCAAACGGUGACAGGCUGCUCUCACUGUGUGCCACUCACGGCCUGACGAUCACGAACACUCGGUUUGCACUGAGUGCGAGUGAUAUAGCAACUUGGACGCACCCACGGAGUGGUCACGCUCACCUGCUCGACUAUGUCAUCGUACGUCAGCGUGAUAUGCGUGAAGUGCGCAUGACACGUGUACUGCGUGGAGCUGAGUGUGGCACUGAUCACAAAUUG